Molecule: messenger RNA, 3831 nt
Organism: Colletotrichum karsti
Lineage: Eukaryota; Fungi; Ascomycota; Sordariomycetes; Glomerellales; Glomerellaceae
Exons: 4
Coding region: 1-3831 (1276 amino acids)
Biological process (GO): regulation of DNA-templated transcription
Cellular component (GO): nucleus
Molecular function (GO): oxidoreductase activity, acting on paired donors, with incorporation or reduction of molecular oxygen; zinc ion binding; monooxygenase activity
Source: RefSeq, a predicted model, not a curated record
AUGAUGAUAAUUCUUUUCCUCAUCGUGGCAGUUCUUCUGCUGCUAAGGUUAUACUACGACCGGGUCCCGGCGCAGAAACCUAUUGGAAAGGGCUUCUCCACCGACGACCGCGAUCAUACCGCUGCCUCUCUCGUCCGCAAGGUGCGAGAGCAAUGCCGGGAGAUCUUCACCUCCCCGGCCCAAACAAUCGACAAUGUUUUGAUUCAAAGCAGUUUCCUCAACAAGACUUUCCCAGACAUGUCCGAGACAGCGUUAUCUUUUGGGCGUGGAAUGACCGGCUUCUUCAACAAGACCUCCGACCACAACUGGACUGAAAACGAGGACAUCUUCAUCGCACCUCUCAGAAGGUACAUCAACCUCGCCUCUACGAGAGACCACGCGGCUCAGUGCGCCGUGGAGGAAACACAUCGAUGCGCGCUGGAGUGGACCACCCAGAAGGACGUCGAGCUGUUCGAGGGAAUCUCCGAACUGGUGCACAAGGCUUCUGUCAGAGCUCUUCUGGGCGACGACUUUUACCAGCUCAGCGACGAACUCCGCCGUCUCCUGCAUACGAUCGAUUCGGAAAGCGCCAACCCGUGGCAUCCCGCCCUCUGCCUUUUCCACUGGGACAACAAAGCAAGAAGGGCGCGUCUGGCGCGGGAGCGCUUGCAAUGCAUCUUCACCGAGAAGCUCAUGCGCAGGGAUGCUGCUGCCGUCGCUGGCGGUCCUCUGCAGACCGACUUGCCGGACUACGUCACCCAUCUACUGAACGAUGAGAGCACGGCUUCUCUGAAGCACUAUUUUCCAUCUCAUAACGCGGAUAUCAUGCUCGCUGCUCAGAGUUCUGUGACUGCCACAAUAUCCUGGGUCAUCGUACAGCUCCUGCGGAACCCGGACAUGAUGAACGCCGUCAAGAGAGACGCUCGAAGCGGCCAGAGCGACUCGACUCUUCUGCAGGCUUGUAUCAAGGAGACACGGCGGUACUUUACGAACUUUCAGAGUUGUCAGGGGAACAUCCAAGGCAUCAGAUCCAUGGUAUCCAGCAUGCCUGAACUCCAGUGCCGAUUCCAGAAGUACCCGCCUUCUGACUCCUGGAUGCCGGGGAGGUGGCUCAAUGCCGAAAACAAGCUCGUCGACGUUGGUGGGAGGAACACUGACUUCUUUGCGAACGAGUCUAAGAUCCAUUGGGAGAAGAUGGAGAUGGCCGUGACGACGAAUGCAUUGAUGACACUGUUCCGGUGCUACGAUAUCUCUUGGACGUCUCUCGAACAGCCUCAGAAGAUCAACGCUGACAGCCUUCGUCUUCAACAUUUUGGAUUAGUCUGCCCUGAGAGCUGCGCCUUCUGCCGAGCCCGAAAGAUCAAAUGCUCCAACGGGACCAUCUGUGACGCCUGUCGCAAGCAAAACGUCGACUGCGUCUACGACUGGGACUCCCGUCCGUCCAAGUCCCGCACGAACUCACAGGAUGUCAGCCGGAGAAACAGCACUGCUGACGGAAACAUCGCCAUACCAAUCAUGCAGCGGCAGCGAUCUUCAACCGGUGGCUCGUCGCGUUCAACACCGUUCCCAGAGGAGUACGCCUUCACAGAUGGGCAUGCGCCCGUCGCCAUGAUGGAUCUGAAGGAUGUCGCUACUGAGCUGAACGAGAUAUUUCAAAAGACUUUGGGAGAGGUCUCAAAGCCUCGUUCAAGAUCCAGUGUUCAAGACCGCGUUGAGGGUACCAGCUCCAGGCCCGGCCAUCAUGGCCUUAUGCACACGAGUAUACUUCAUCUUGUUACUCAUGACUUAGUCGGCCUUGUUGCAGACAGGUUUGGUAGCCUAGGCUCGACAUAUAUGGAGCAACGCAGUGAUAGCUUCUUCUCGAGUGGGCUGGCAAGCGAAAACACAACAACAAUGUUCGACACCGUACCGGCCGAAACAAGUCCUCUGACAGAAUACGGAACGCGGCAAAUCGGACAGCUGGUAGAUGUCUGGUACAGCAUCCAUCCGCUGUCGUUCCUUGUCUCGAAGACGUUGCUCCUACGAGAGCUCAGAGAUGGAACGCACGACGAGAUCCUGCUAGCAGUCAUUCUUGCCGAUGCCUCUUCAUACCUAGGAGACGAUGCUUCCGUGGCCAGGGCGCGCGUCCUCAUGGCCUGGGCGGCUUCCCAACUCUGCCAUCGCCCGUCGCCGAACGCCACUUCUCAACCAGGCAUGCCCGGGGAUGGCAUCUCUCUUCCCGGUAUAUCAACAGCGCAGAUCCUCAUGCUCCUGGGAUGGAACGCUCUGAGUCAAAGAGAAAUCCGUCGUGCGACUUGUUACAUCAGCCUCUGCAGCCGUAUAUCAACCGAGAUCAAGGACUUCGUCGAGACGUCGGACGCACCUCUGGCGACGAGCCGUAUUAAUGGCAUUGACGUCUGCGAGGUAGAAAAGGAAAUCGCAGCGUAUCUUUACUGGACCACAUACUCGCUUACAUUAUGGACCUCUCUCCAGACUGGCGUUUGUUUCUCACAAUCACUACCUGCAAGCCCGACUUCCAUCUUCCUCCCGACUGACGAAACCACUUCGGCCUUGAUGCGCCUCGAUGAGGUUUCAGACAACUUCUCGACGUUGCAGAAACAGAAGAGGAUGAUCAAGGACAUGUGGCCUCUGGCUCACAUAGCCUCCAUCACAGCAUACAUCGUCGCCUUGCACCCCUUCGAUUCUGAUUCGAAAGAGUCGAGCACUAGCUUAUGGGAGACGUCAACCUUGUCUCUUCAGGGUGGCUGUCCUGCAGAUUCAGGAGGAGCUCGCCACGAGCUCUACCAAGUGUUGAUGGAGAGCAUCCACGUGCUGAACCACAACUUUGCGCCAGUUCCUUCGCGUUCCUUGGUCCUCGCUGUCUACCAUGCCAUGGCCAUUCACCUCACUUUCCCUCCACCAAUAGCUGAUGCCUCACCAUUCCCGGAGCUGAUGAUCAUGACCGACGAGACCCUUGAACGCUUUAUGGCUUCCGCCCAGAACCUCAUCGCCAUCAUGCUUCAAGUUGGCGAGCAAAACACGCCGACGCAGCAUCAAAACCCCGUCCCCGAUGUCUUCUGUUUUUCAUUAGACACCUGCGCACGUGGUCUUUCCUUCAUUUACUCACUGAAGCAAGCUGGCCAAUCAGUUUCUCAUCACGAAGGUCAGCUCGAAGCCCUGGCUUCUCGUCUGGUGGACAUCGCCGCCUCAGACUUCACGCCAGCUGGAAGCCAGAUCCGUAUCAUCAAGAAGCACCUCAAAGCAGUCAUGCGAGCUUUCGGUGGCACCACGAGCAUUUCCGGUAGCGGCAAUCGGCUCCUCAGCCUCAGCCCAAUGCCUCCCCGGCCGCGCUCCUCCGCCUCCUCGACAACACACUCCAUCUCGCGCCGCAACUCAUUCUUGUCACACAGUCCCCCUGCGGAGUACCUCUCCGGAGCCCCGACGGCCGUAAACUCCGCGCGGUCCUCCUUCAUCAGCCCGAUGCCCACGCCGAUGCUUCCUUCGCUCUCCUCUUCGUCGGACGACACCCACACCAUGCCCUUUCCGGCAUACAGCAGCCCUGACGAGAGAGCACACGAGUGGAAUUCGUCGAGCACGAUGUUCUCCAGCACCAUGGAUCCCGCCCCCGCCGUCUUCGGCGCACCUGCUGCCGAUCUUGCGUUGGCGGAUAUGAUGAACUUCAACAACACGGCCCCUGGGGGCUGGUUUACGGAUAACAGGCAGAUGUUUGUAGAUCUCGAUAUGGGAGAUUCGAACAUAGGAGGCGCAAACUUGGGACCUCAUUGGGAGUGGCCCACAAGUUCUUCUGACAUGCGUUCUGAAGCCGCGGUUGGUGGCGAUGUUGACGACAUGUUUUACUACUUCAAGAGGUGA